AUGUCCGAACAUAAUGUCCCGUCAGGGACAGCGUCAAAUGCGCCGACUCCUUCUCUCGAAUUACCAGCGCCCCAAAUUGUGACGCCUGCAUACCCAAGCCCUGUUCCCAUGAUGAACGCACCUGCACCACUUCUCAGACCUGCGAUUGGAGGCGGCAGACCCAGCGGCUCUCGAACACCAAGAUUAGGCCUCGCCAUUCCUCCAUCGCCUAAUGCAAAAGCUGUCGGAGGUCCAGCUCUUGGCGGCAGGCCUCAGCUACCGACUUUAAAGUUAGCCACGCCCAUGGGCAGCCAUGUAACGCCGUACGAACAACCCGCCAGGCAGCCCGGAGCUCAGCCUGGUCAAUCUGCAAGUGGUGGCAGUGAGAGUAGUGCAGAACAUUCGAGGUCCGGGAGCUUUGGACCCCUAGAUGGCCGAGCGAGUAACCCUACCUCUGCGGGCUCGCAGUUUUCUGCUCUUUCUUUCGCAUCACAAUAUGGCAUUGGUUCAAGGCCACAGGGGACACCAGACCCCAUAUCUGCGGCAGUAUCUCUCUACUCGGAAAAGAGCGAAGGUGGAGUGGGUAUGGAACGUGAUGGAAGCAUGCAGGGCCUCGAGAGUAGUUUUGACAAGCUCGCUCUGGAAAAAGCCCGAACUGCCGAUGUCGAAGAUCUAGAUGAUGAAGGCUGGAGGAUCGCAAGUAUCGAGAAGAGAAUCGUGGAACUCGGUGGAUUGGGCGAAGGUGCAGGAGGAGCUGUCACAAGAUGCAAACUGACAGGCGGAAAGACUGUCUUUGCCCUCAAGGUCAUUACUACUAAUCCUGACCCCGACGUAAAGAGACAGAUUGUACGGGAGAUCAACUUCAACAAGAGUUGCGCCUCAGAUCAUAUAUGUAGGUAUUAUGGUGCAUUUGUUGAUCCUGCAACCGCAACAAUCUCGAUAGCCAUGGAAUUCUGUGAGGGCGGUUCACUGGACAGCAUUUAUAAAGAGGUAAAACGCCUCGGUGGGCGUACAGGCGAGAAAGUGCUAGGCAAGAUUGCCGAGGGCGUCCUAGGUGGUCUCACAUAUCUUCACAGCAAGAAGAUCAUUCAUCGCGAUAUAAAGCCCAGCAAUAUAUUGCUGUGCCGCGACGGUGCAGUCAAGCUCUGCGAUUUCGGUGUUUCGGGAGACUUCGGAACCAAGGGCGAGGCGAAUACUUUUAUUGGUACCAGCUACUACAUGGCUCCUGAGCGGAUCACGGGCCAAAGCUAUACGAUCACCUCAGACGUUUGGUCCACAGGAGUCACGCUGCUAGAGGUUGCCCAGCAUCGCUUUCCCUUCCCAGCCGAUGGCACAGAAAUGCAGCCGAAAGCAGGCCUCAUCGACUUAUUAACCUACAUCGUUCGGCAAGCAAUUCCUAAGUUGAAGGAUGAGCCGGACUCGAAUAUUUACUGGAGUGAUAGUUUCAAGUAUUUCAUUGAGUGCUGUCUCGAAAAGGAGCCAAGCCGUCGGGCUACUCCCUGGAGAAUGCUUGAACAUCCCUGGAUGGUCGAAAUGAGGACGAAACGCGUCAACAUGGAAAAAUACCUUUCCCAAGUCUGGGGAUGGGACGAGUCGGGGAAGGCGGCUUGA
Molecule: messenger RNA, 1590 nt
Organism: Truncatella angustata
Lineage: Eukaryota; Fungi; Ascomycota; Sordariomycetes; Amphisphaeriales; Sporocadaceae
Product: kinase-like domain-containing protein
Exons: 4
Coding region: 1-1590 (529 amino acids)
Biological process (GO): protein phosphorylation
Molecular function (GO): protein kinase activity; ATP binding
Source: RefSeq, a predicted model, not a curated record